AUGGCCUGGUCGCCGGCCAAGUUCAGCGCGCUGGCCGUAGUGUUUCUGCUCCUGGCCGUGGUGUCGGUGGUUCUGAGAUUCUGGGCGCGGAGGAACUCGAGGGCUCGAUUCGGCGCCGACGAUGUCUUGAUUAUUCCGGCCACACUAUGUGUCGUCGGCAUUGCUGCUACCAUGAUCCUGGGCACGCAAAUCGGGAUGAUGGCGCAGCACCAGACGAACGAAUAUGCCCCCGAUGGACAACCCAUAUACACAAAGGCGUUGGCCAAUUAUGAAAAGUGCAACUACGUCCUGCAGCUGCUCCCAUUGGCCUCGCUCGGACUAAGCAAGACCUCAGUCCUCAUCUUCUACCGCCGCAUGUUCUUUAUGUACCACCGCUUCUUGAUUUUCAACACUGUCAUGAUGGUGAUCGUGGCCUGCUGGGCAAUCUCCUUCUUCUUUGGCACUCUGUUCCAAUGCAGAGACCCGCGGACUCUGUGGACGACCUUUGAAAACGCGCGCACAGGCUGCAUCGACACGAUCCAGUUCUACUAUGCGGUUUCCAUCAGCGGGUUUAUCACCGACUUGAUGAUUCUAAUCUCGCCUCUGCCCAUUAUCUACAAGAUGAACCUGCCGCUAAAGAACCGCAUUGCCGUGGCCGACUUCACCACCCCCGUCUUUGCAUGGACGAUGAUUGAGAGCUCUCUCGCCGUAGUCGGCGCCAAUCUCCCGCUGCUGCGCUCACUCCUUCUCAGGAAUACCUACUCAUCAGCGCUGGGUUCCUGGGCGCAGUUCCGGCUGCUAAGGUCGAAACGCUCGACAAUCAAUGACAGUCUUAACCCUGGCCCUUCCGUGCAGCUUACGGACCAAAGUAAAUCCAGCCAGGAUGAGAUAGCGAGGAAAGAAAGUGAGCAGGGCGAAAGGUCUAUGGUCUCGGACAGAAAUAUAUAUCCUACGACAACAAUAUCUCAUGUAUGA
Molecule: messenger RNA, 954 nt
Organism: Talaromyces atroroseus
Lineage: Eukaryota; Fungi; Ascomycota; Eurotiomycetes; Eurotiales; Trichocomaceae
Exons: 5
Coding region: 1-954 (317 amino acids)
Source: RefSeq, a predicted model, not a curated record